AUGGAGGCGGCGAUUGGCAUGGCAAGCGGGCUCAUUGGCAGCCUGGUGAAUCUGCUAGCCAAUGAGGCUGUGGGGGCGUACGUUGCCAGCACUGAGCUUGGCCUCAACUCCACACAGAUCAAAGAUGAUCUGCUGCGCACCCAAGUUCUGUUGUGCGAAGCCGACAGAAGGGCCAUGAGCAACAAUGCCGGUCUGGAGGGACUGUUGCGGAGGCUCAGUGCCAAGGUCGAUGAGGCCGAGGAUGCCCUGGACGAGCUCCACUACUUCAUGAUCCAAGAAAAGCUCGACAACACCAAUUACACACUGCCGGAUCUGGGUGAUGACCUUCGGGGUCAUGCUCGCCAUGGUCGCCAUGCUCUUCGCCACAUCGUCGGUAACUGCCUUACAUGUUUCUCCUGCUCUUGUUCGACGAAAUAUGAUGAUGGUCGUGUUCCUGUUAUUGUUACAAAUAACCCACACAAUGCAACGGAGCAGCCUGAUAGUGGUGGUAAUGGUGAUCGUCCGGUUGAUAAGUUGUUAUUCGAUAGAGUGGCCAUGUCUAGGAAAAUUAAGUCAGUGAUAGAGGAACUACAUUCGUUGUGUGACUCUGUCACUGAGUCACUCAAAAUAGUUCCGCAUCAUAGCAGUAACACUGCCAUAAAACGACCUAUCAUUGGAUCAACCAGUGCACAGAGUAUAUUGUAUGGGAGGACAGAGCUUUUUGAGCAAACAGUAAAAGAUAUCAUUACCUGUGACACAAAUAGCAGUGAAACAUUGUCUGUUCUUCCUAUAGUUGGCCCAGGUGGUAUUGGAAAGACAACUUUCACUCAACACCUAUACAAUGAUAAAAGGAUACAAGAACACUUUGAUGUUAAGGUUUGGGUAUGUGUAUCUGAUUUUGAUGUGCUUAGGAUCACCAAACAUAUCCAUGACCACAUACGUGAAAGUGAAAAACAAGAAGGCAGCACUUCCCAUCAAACAACCAAUACCAGUUUAGACCUGCUUCAAAUAUAUAUUGGGCAUAAACUAAAGUCCAAAAGGUUUUUAAUUGCCUUUGAUGAUCUGUGGGAAUGCAAUAGCGAGGAUUGGGGAAACCUGUUAGCUCCAUUGAUGAAGGGGGAGGCCAAGGGAAACAUGAUUCUCCUCACAACACGAUCCCCGUCUAAAGCUGAUACUGUGAAAACAACCGAUGCAAUAGCACUGAAAGGCCUUCACCCUGAAGAUUUCUUCACAUUCUUUGAGGAACUAAUAUUUGCGGGAAACAAACCCGAGUAUUACCAAGAGGACUUGGCUAAUCUUGCAAGAGAUAUUGCAAACAAAUUGAAGGGUUCACCUCUAGCAGCUAAAACAGUUAGUCGGAUACUGAAAAGGGAUCCAUCUCGGGAACAUUGGACUGGAGUUCUUAAAAACAAUAAAUGGCAAAAACAAGAAAAUUCUGAUGACAUUAUGCCAUCUCUAAGAAUUAGCUAUGAUUAUCUUCCUUUCCAUUUGAAAAAAUGUUUCCCAUAUUUUGCCCUGUUCCCCGAAGAUUAUAGGUUUAAUAAUCUAGAGAUUACAUACUUUUGGAUUGCAAUAGGAAUCAUUGAAAAAGAUGAGAAUUACAUGGAACAACUUGUGGACAAUGGUUUUCUCGUGAAGGAGAAUUAUGUACUACAUGAUUUAUUACACGAACUAUCACGGAGUGUCUCGUCACAAGAGUGCCUCAAUAUAAAUAGUGGUGAAAGUUUUAGAGCUGAUGCCGUCCCCAAAUCUAUUCGUCUUUUUUCCAUCACCAUGGAAGAAAAAUAUGAUGUGACUUUUAGGGGAGAAAUGAUUAAACUGAGGAGCAAGGUAGACAUUGUAAAUUUACGGGCUUUGAUGGUUUUUCGAGAAUAUAGUGAAACUAUUAAUGAGAUUUUGGAAGAUACUUUCAUGGAAAUACAAGGUCUCCGUGUCCUAUUUAUGAAAGUCAAGUCCCUGAAAUAUUUCCCACCCAACCUUUCAAAGCUUAUCCACCUCCGAUACCUAAAAGUUUCUGGACACACAACUGACUCAGAGCUAACUUUGCCUAGCACACUCCCUAGAUUUUAUCACUUGAAACUAUUGGACCUAAGUAGUUGGUAUGGUAGGGAUAAAUUGCCUAAAGACAUUAGCCGCCUUAUCAACUUACACUAUUUAGUUGCUAGAAUUAAAUUCCAUUCUCAAUCUGUUGAACUCCAUUCCGAUAUUCCUGAGGUUGGAAAGAUGAAGUGUCUAAAGGAGCUUACAAAAUUUUGUGUCAAGAAAGAGAUUGUUGGAUUUGAGUUGAGUGAGUUGGGGGAGUUAACUGAGCUCGGAGGAGAACUCAGUAUAUAUAACCUUAAAAUGGUGGCAACCAAAGAAGAGGCUAUGGAAGCCAAACUGAUGUUGAAAGCUGAUUUGAAAAAGUUGGAGUUACUUUGGGGCACAGAACACGAUCAGGGAGAAUCUGAUGUCCUUGGUGAUAGUACAGAAUUAUCUGAUGUUAUUGAUGGUCUUGAACCACAUCCUAAUCUUCAAUCACUUGUUAUUAAAAAUCACGGUGGCUCAACCUGUCCUAGUUGGUUGUGUGGUUCCAUUGGCCUACUAAUGCUGACGUCCCUCUGCCUAGAGGAUGUUUCUUGGACCAUUCUUCCACUUGGGCGUCUGCUACAUUUGUCGUCACUCACGUUGAGGAAUAUUCCUAGACUUGGUCAGAUCAUAUCUGGCUCUUCUGACAUUACAGACAGGAGUUGUUCGCGGUUGAAGGAGAUUAUCCUCUUUCGGCUGCCAGAAUUUACUGAGUGGGUGGUGACGCCUAAUGCCCGUUGGUUUCCAAGGCUUGAACUUGUCCAUUGCUAUGGAUGCCCCAACCUCCGUUCGUUUCCCUUCCUGGAAGAGGGCUCUGGUUCUUAUACGAGCCUAUCGACACUCCGUAUUUUCAAAUGCCCCAAGUUGCUCCUGCCCCCCAUGCCGGCAACUCAUAUUGAUGUGCCUGCUGGUCCUUCACGGAGUAUGGAGUAUGAUGAACAUGACUUGCCUUUGACGGGGCAUAGCGGUGCUGCAUCAAAGUUCACAUGGGCGCAACUCCCAAAGCUAACCUCUCUGAGGGAGCUUCGUAUUGAAGGAGACUCAAGCUUUGUAUCUAUGGAUCUGCUCUCAAACCAUACAUCUUUGACCUGUCUACAACUAGUAGAUUGCGAGAAUUUAGAAGUAGAUGGGUUCAAUCCUCUCAUCGCAGCUGUCAACCUCAAGGAAUUUGCGGUUCACAACAGGGGAGGAGAUCGUUCUCGCUCUGUAGCGGCGGAUCUUCUCUCAGAAAUGGUGGUGGCAAGUAGGACUGACAUACUGUUGCCUUCUGCGGGCUGCUUCCGACUGGAAACACUUGGCGUGGAUAGCAUCUCAGCAAUGCUUUCUGCUCCCGUAUGCAGCCUCUUCGCCACCACCCUCCACACAUUAAUCUUCGAAUUGGAUCAGCGGGUGGAAAGCUUCACGGAAGAGGAAGAGAAUGCACUUCAGCUCCUCACCUCCCUCCAACACAUGUAUUUUUGGUUUUGCCAAGGUCUGCCGUCCCUCCCUGGAGGGUUACACAAACUUUCUUCUCUCUGGGGCCUACAUGUGGGUUAUUGUCCUAAGGUCCGAUCGCUGCCCAAGGAGGGGCUCCCCGCUUCUCUGCGACUUCUAAUAGUAGAAGGGUGCACUCGCGAGCUAUGUGAGCAAGCCAAGGAAUUUGAAGUAAGAAACCCAUAUUUACGGAUAGACGCCUAUAAAUGCAUAGAUUGA
Messenger RNA from Triticum turgidum subsp. durum (durum wheat), 3738 nucleotides. Lineage: Eukaryota; Viridiplantae; Streptophyta; Magnoliopsida; Poales; Poaceae. The record is from the annotation of a GenBank genome assembly.